CGAAAGCCACGAAGAAGACCGUGCUCGCAGGGCGUGGUGGGAUAGCACGGUCCUCCGGCGGAGGACUCAAAGCACAAGCCAAGCUCCCCGGCUUGGCUUGGCUGACUGGGGCUAGCUAUCGGCGGUAGAAGAUGCCUAGGCCAGCGUCCCCGACCAACAACACGGCGACGUCCGACCUUUAGUCGUCGUCGUCGGCUUGAGUGUCACCGUCGCCGGCUUCGGUGCUUCACGUCGUCGGUCCACUCGAGCAAGCCAUGGGCUCGCAGACCCUCCAGAUCCUCAGGCAGGGGGUCUGGGCUUCAAUCACUGGCGGAUGGUACUACGACCCCGACCAGAAUACGUUCGUCAACGCGCUCCAUCUCUACAUCUGGCUCUUCCUACUAUGCUUUCCCUUCACGCUAUACAUGGCAUUGCCAUCCACCAUGGUCAUAGUGGGAAUCUACUGUGGCGUUAUCGCCGCUAUGUUCCUCCUGCUCAAGACUGUCAACUACCGGCUGCACCAUGCGCUGGACGAGGGCGAAGUGGUGGAGCUGCAAGCCAAAAAGACACAGGGCAGGCGAAGUGGUGCCGAGGGAACGCGGGAUGGGGGCGCCACCCGACGCCAGGACAGCAACGGCCCGGGAGACCCUGGAGGUGGGAUCGAGAUGGCCGACUUUAUCAGGCAAGAGACGCCGCCGGUGGACUGCAGCUCGCGGAACUCUUACAUCGGAAUGGAGCAGCAGACGGCGUCCACCCUCGGGAGAACGACGGGAGCCAAAGAUGUGGGAAAAACGUCAGAUGACAUCAGCCUGACUCUCAUGGAGUGCUGUGAUCACGAUCACGGUCACGAUCUCCUCUCGGACACAAAGAUGUACUGCCUGGUUCCCAAUGACUCCUUCGCUUCCCUGCAGCCUUCAACCUCCUUGUGUCCGUCUGAGCUGUCCCGAGAACCCGCGGAGCUCUGCGGUUCCGUCGCGUACCACUGUAGCCUUUCGCACGAGGAGACCGCCCCCCACGCGUCUUCGCAGUCUCAGACCUUUAGGAAGGAGCCCCGUUCGCGGGGCUUGCCUCGGACAUCAAGCUCGGCCGGGUCGGCCUUCCCCGACCCGGGCCUGCCAGACUUUGCGCUCUAUCCUCCACCUAGGAGGGGUGGCCUGGAUCCCGUGUGCGAGCUGGACCAAGCGGUGGCCUCUACCUCGGGGAUGGAAUAUUACAGGCACAAAGACCCACGCAAGGUAUCCCGCUCAAUCUCCAGGGAAGCCGGAGAGGGCAGCUCAGGUUUGUACCAGGUUGACGUGGGCAGCGGCGGGAAGGCCCCCAACGCCGGGGGCAAAUCACGGCGCGGUGAGCGCAGCGCCGAGAGCCUGCGCAGUCUGAGCACUCGCAGCAGCGGCUCCACAGAGAGCUACUGCAGCGGUACCGACCGCGACACCAACAGCACUGUCAGCAGCUUCCACAGCGAGCAGACCGGAUCCACGCACGUGGAAAGCAUGCUGUCGCUCUCAGGGGAUGAGCGAACGCGGGACCGGGUAGACGCCGACGGCAGGACGUGUUCUCGGGGCGUCGGCGGUCUUCCCUCCAGGGAGGCCAACAAGAACCCGCAUGCAAAUGAGCUGACCGCUAAGCAACCGGGGACCACAGUGUCCCCGGCGCCUCCCGAGGGCGGCAGGACUCCGGCAGAGCCGGUCGGCAACACCACGGUCGCCACGGACCACAUUCAGUCAACUGGUCUCGUUCAGAGGACUUGUUCUCUGUCCGCCGGCCGCAGCGGCCGGAGACGCACAGGCAAGAAACGGGCAAGCAGUUUUGACGCAAGUCGCCACCGGGACUACAUGUCCAAACGCGGAAUGGCCAAGCCUUGCAGCGCCGUAUUUACCGGGGGUGGCGGGGAGGAGGACUCCAGCGAUCACAGCGAGCUCAGCUGCACGUCCAGCCUCCCUUCUGCCCGCCACUUGAGCACAGACAGCUCGUCUAGCGCCUGCCACUCACCCGAGGGGCGCUACCGGGCCCUCAAACCCAAGCACGUUGCGGCAGACCCGGCCUCCUCUGAGGCAGGAACGCGGGCAGGUGGGAGGCGGCGUGCCUCCCGCCGUACUCCCAGCACGGGCAGCGCCAAAACGCACGCCCGGGUAUUGAGCUUGGACAGCGGCACCGCGGCCUGCCUUAACGACCCCGCUCGUCUCGGAGCUCCUGCCGGUCCCCGGCCCCUCACCACCUCUAAGUCUGACCUAGAAGCCAAAGAAGGGGAGGUCCUGGAUGCCGCUUCUCUGCUGGGUCGUGCCUCCCAGCUGGAGUCUGUGACACGAUCGAGGAACAGUCUGCCCAGCCAGGCCGUGUUCACGGAGACUCAGGAUGCCGCCGCUGCUUGCCUGCGGGCCCCGUGCAGUGAGGAGACAGUGGUAUUCCGGCGUGAGCGUAGCACUUUUCGCCGGCAGGCUGUGCGGCGGCGGCACAACGCAGGCAGUAACCCCACGCCGCCGUCCUCCCUCAUCGGUUCUCCCCUCAGUCUCCAGGAAGCCCUCAGCCAGGCCUCUCAGCCUUCAGCUUGCCAGGCCAAAUCCACUCAGCCGUCUCGCACUGGCUCCCAGGUGACAGUGCUAAGCGCCAGCGCCUCUCUGCUGGCUAGGAACGGAAGCGCGCACAUGGAGUGCUCUCAGGACAAGGCCUCCACGGUCGGUGUCAGCAGUUUGCAGGACGACCUAGGAAAACUCACGCCCUCCUUGUAUGAGGCUGCCGGUUGCGACAUGUCCCUGGUCAACUUUGAGCCCGCCACCAGACGAGCAUCCAAUAACAUUUGGGACACUGACUCCCACCUUUCCAGUUCUACCUCAGUUCGCUUCUACCCUCAUGACCUGCUCUCCCUCCCACAGAUCCGCCUGAACCGCUUGCUCACCAUGGACCCGGAGCUGUUGGAGCAGCAGGACGCUGACCUGAGCCCAGACCUCCAUGCCGUGUCACUUGGGCCUGACGACCCGGCGGGGGCCGCCGCUGCCGGCAAAGCCAAGCAGUAUUACCGCCUGUGGCUCAUGCCUUACCUGUGGGUAGGCCUGCACUUUGACCGCCUGACUUUGCUGGCACUGUUUGACCGCAACCGUGAGGUGCUGGAGAACGUGCUUGCCGUGGUGCUGGCCGUCCUUGUGGCCUUCCUGGGCUCGGUGCUUCUGGUGCACGGCUUUUUCACCGACAUCUGGGUUUUUCAGUUCUGCCUCGUUAUUGCCAGCUGCCAGUAUUCCUUGCUCAAGAGUGUUCAACCAGACUCAUCCUCCCCGCGUCAUGGUCACAAUCGAAUCAUCGCCUACAGCCGGCCCGUCUACUUCUGCUUGUGCUGCGGCCUCAUCUGGUUGCUGCACUACACCAGCCUGAGGACCAGCUCCUCCCGCUUCACGCUGUACGGCGUCGCACUCACCAGCUCCCUCAUCCUCUCCUCCGCCAGAGACCUCGUCAUAGUGUUCACGCUGUGUUUCCCCAUCAUCUUUUUUGUUGGUCUGCUGCCACAAGUGAACACCUUUGUCAUGUACCUCUUUGAGCAGCUGGACAUCCACGUUUUUGGGGGCAACGCCUCCACCAGCCUGGUGUCGUCACUCUACAGCGUCUUCCGCAGCAUAUUCACUGUCGCUCUGCUGUACGGAUUCUGCUACGGCGCUCUGAAGGAAACCUGGGAGCCUCAUCACAUCCCUGUGCUCUUCUCUGUUUUUUGCGGGCUGCUGGUGGCAGUGUCUUACCACCUGAGCCGACAAAGCAGUGACCCGUCUGUACUCUUCUCGCUGAUACAGUCCAAGAUUUUACCCAACCUGAGGGACAGCAACCCAGAGGACCCUCUGUCAGAAGUGCAGGACCCCCUGCCCGAGAAGCUAAAGGCCUCAGUGAACGAACGUUUGCAGUCUGACUUGAUCGUCUGCGUGGUUAUCGCUGUGCUCUACUUUGCCAUCCAUGUCAGCACAGUUUUCAUCGCCUUGCAGCCGUUCCUGAGCUACGUGUUGUAUGCUCUGCUGGGCACUGUUGGGCUGCUCACUCACUACCUGCUACCCCAAGUGCGCAAACAGCUGCCCUGGUAUUGCUUCUCACAUCCACUGCUAAAGACCAAAGAGUAUUACCAGUUUGAAGUCAGGGAUGCGGCUCACGUGAUGUGGUUUGAGAAGCUCCAUGUGUGGCUGCUCUUCUUGGAAAGGAACAUCCUCUACCCGCUCGUUAUCCUCAAUGAGUUGAGCGGCAGCGCAAGGGAGCUCGCCAGUCCCAAACGACUGGACACUGAAGUGGGUGCACUGAUGAUCACUGUAGCUGGCCUGAAGCUGCUACGCUCAUGCUACAGCAGCCCCACCUACCAGUACAUCACCGUGCUCUUCACCGUGCUCUUCUUCACCUUCGACUACCGACACAUGUCGGAGACACUGCUGCUAGACCUUUUCCUCAUGUCCAUUGUCUUCAGCAAGUUGUGGGAGCUGUUCUACAAGCUCCACUUUGUCUACACCUACAUCGCGCCCUGGCAGAUCACGUGGGGCUCAGCCUUCCACGCCUUCGCGCAGCCCUUCGCUGUGCCUCACUCGGCAAUGCUCUUCGUCCAGGCCCUGGUAUCGGCUAUCUUCUCCACCCCUCUCAACCCCUUUCUGGGCAGCGCCAUCUUCAUCACGUCAUAUGUCCGGCCUGUCAAGUUUUGGGAGCGCGACUACAACACCAAAAGAGUGGAUCACUCCAACACUCGUCUGGCCUCGCAGCUGGACAGGAAUCCAGGCUCGGACGACAACAACCUCAACUCAAUCUUCUACGAGCAUCUCACACGCUCCCUGCAGCACAGCCUGUGUGGCGACCUGCUGCUGGGCCGCUGGGGCAACUUCAGCACGGGCGACUGCUUCAUCCUGGCCUCGGACUACCUCAAUGCCCUGGUUCACCUGGUGGAGAUCGGCAACGGCCUGGUGACCUUCCAACUCCGAGGGUUGGAGUUCCGCGGCACCUACUGCCAGCAGAGGGAGGUGGAGGCCAUAACUGAGGGGGUGGAGGAGGACGAGGGCUGCUGCUGCUGCGAGCCGGGCCACCUCCCGCACGUCCUGUCCUUCAACGCCGCCUUUGGGCAACGCUGGCUGGCCUGGGAAGUGCUGGUCACAAAGUAUGUGCUGGAGGGCUACAGCAUCACCGACAACAGUGCCGCGUCCAUGCUGCAGGUUUUCGACUUGCGACGCAUUCUCACCACCUAUUACGUCAAGGGUAUUAUCUACUAUGUGGUGGCUUCGCCUAAGCUGGAAGAGUGGCUGUCCAACGAGACCAUGAAGGAGGGUCUGAGAGCGUGUGGUGAGAAGAAUUACGUGGACCUGGAUCCUACCUUCAACCCCAACAUCGACGAGGACUACGACCACCGACUGGCCGGCGUCUCCAGAGACAGUUUCUGCAGCGUUUACCUGGGCUGGAUCCAGUACUGCAACUCGCGCAGAGAAAAGCCUUUGGACACCGAGAGAGACUCUCCUCUGGUGCUGCUUUGCUUCGGCCUGUGCGUGCUGGGAAGGAGGGCACUCGGAACGGCGGCUCAUCACAUGUCCAGCAACCUGGAGUCUUUCCUAUACGGGCUUCACGCUUUGUUUAAAGGAGAUUUCCGCAUUUCUUCGGCACGGGACGAGUGGAUCUUUGCCGACAUGGAGCUCCUCAGGAAGGUGGUGGUGCCCGGCAUCCGAAUGUCCCUCAAACUUCACCAGGACCACUUUACUUCUCCGGACGAGUACGACGAGCCGGCUGUGCUCUUCGAGGCCAUCACGGCCCACAGGCAGAACCUGGUUAUCGCCCACGAGGGCGAUCCGGCGUGGCGCAGUGCCGUGCUGUCCAACGCACAAUCGCUGCUCGCGCUGCGCCACGUGCUUGAUGAGGGCACCAACGAGUACAAGAUUAUCAUGCUCAACCGCCGAUACCUCAGCUUCAGAGUCAUCAAGGUGAACAAGGAAUGCGUGCGGGGCCUGUGGGCGGGCCAGCAGCAGGAGCUGGUGUUUCUGCGGAACCGUAACCCGGAGCGUGGCAGCAUUCAAAAUGCCAAACAGGCGCUGCGCAACAUGAUCAACUCAUCGUGCGACCAGCCCAUUGGCUAUCCCAUCUACGUGUCGCCACUCACCACCUCCUACUGCAAUUCACACCCUCAGUUGGGCCACAUCCUGGGUGGGCCCAUCAGCAUCGCCAAUAUCCGCAACUUUGUGGUCAGCACCUGGCACAGGUUAAGAAAAGGCUGCGGCGCAGGUUGUAACAGCGGAGGGAAUAUCGAAGAUUCUGAUGCCGGCGGGAUGUCCUGCGGUAGCGGCAAUGGGACAACGGGUGACUCGCAGCAGAGUUCCAUGUCACAGGGUGGAAAUUCCGGACCCGGCGGCCCUCACUCAUACCAGCCGCACGCUCUGGGCUCCAGCCAGAGUUCCCAGUCUGUCCAGUCCAGCCUGGUGCGCCACUCCCCGGCCCGGGCUUCCAUGGCCAGCCAGUCUUCGUCGUACCGCUACGGGGGCGGUAGCCGCCACUCGUCACUGCGCACUUCAGCCACGGGCCUGGAAACAUGCCGGCGCUCCUCCACCAGCCAGCUGUCCCUGCGCACGCUGCCCACCUCGCUGCAGUUGCGGCUGGGCUCAUCCUCGGACCCGUCUGGCCCGUCGGUGUCACUCUCGAGCCACAGCAUCCCACCGUGCAAGCGCCACACACUGGUGGGGCUCCUGGGAAACGAUGGCCUAUGCGGCGUGGUCAUGGACCCCCUUGGCCAGCAUCACCACCACCAUCAGCAGCAUCUUCAUCAUCACUACCCACACCACCACCAUCACCACCCACAGCAGCAUAACCCCGUCAUCUCCACUGUGCGCAGGGACGACAUCUCCUACAGAGUUCAGAUUAUGGACACGAGUCAGGUGCUGGAGAACAUCAACGUAUCGAAGCGGAAGGAACUGCAGUGGCCUGACGAGACAGUGAGGUUGCGUGCCGGGCGGACCUGCUGGAGGGAUUGGAGCCCCCUAGAGGGCAUGGAAGGACAUGUGAUUCACCGGUGGGUGCCUUGUAGCCGCGAGCCGGCCAAUCGGUCCCACGUGGACAAGACCAUCCUGCUGGUACAGGUGGACGACAAACUGGUGCCCAUCAUUGAGACGGGAGUCAUUGAACUGGGUGCCGAGGUGUAACUGGGGGCGACCAAAUAGCAAGCACACCUUGAAAUUCAUUUGAAUGAUCACGUGUCAUUGCCAUUGACUGCGAUAGACGUCCCAUCUAUUUGGACCGUGAGGGUCCUGCCGGUCAAAAAUAGAUCGGACGGCAGUGACUUUAAUGCCUUGCUUUUAUCAUCUGGGGGGCGGGGUUUGAAAAUGCUGCAUGACAGUCAUAGCUCAUUGAUUUCUAUGCAUUUUUAUUUUGUGUUGUUUUGUUUUGAAUAAUUUGCCAAAAAUAUGCCUGGUUAUUUCAUUUCAGCGACAUCACCUAGCCCCGUUGCCAUGACAACAUAGGACGUCUCAUUUGUAGUCAUUCCACUCGGUUUGAAAAUAUUGACUUGCACUAUAAUUUUAUUUACAAUCGCGUAUAUAUACAUAUUAAUAUAUAUGUAUUUUGUGCAUAUACAUAAUCGCUCUAUUUAUUACGACAGACGCUGAAUGGCCGUGAUAUCGAUGCCUUGGAAUGACGAUUAAAAUGCAAUCACCCUUUUUUCUUUUACCGACUUGAAAAGAACUUUUUACUGUAUAUCCGUAUAUAUAUUUACACAAAUAUAUGUAUAUAGAUAUUAAAAACUGUUGAGCGUAUAAAAUAUUUAUUACUGUGAACAUGGUAUUUACACGUUCUACUUUUUGAGAUAAAAAAAGGUUUAAUGUAUUGAGGACCAUGAGGUUGAAAACAAAACGCAGGUUUUUUUCUGAUGGAUUGUUUAACUAUUUAACUUAAUUGCUUUUCUAUAUUGAGAAAUAAAAGUUUGAUUUAUUUCAGAAGAGUUUUUGUGAAGUUUGUUGGAACAGAGAGUUCAAUAAAGUUGGCCCAGCUGUUGAAAGGAGGAUCAAGACUCAAAAAUAGUAAGAUUUGUAAGUAAAAAUCUCACGUUUGGUAAAAAAUGAAAAAUUUACAAGUUUGUCUCUAUGAUACACAGGGGUUGGAGAAAAUAAUGGAAACACCUAACAUUUUGGCAUAAUAAUAAUUGAACAUAAUUGUAAAGAAUGGCAUGAGGAACAACUCUAAGGAAGUUGAGCAUCUCGUAUGGCUGGCACAAUCCCCAGACCUCAACAUUAUUGAGCAUUUUGGGUCAGUUGUACAGAUUCAAUUAAGACGUCGGUUUCCACCACCAUCGUCUCUAAAAGAGAAGGUAUUCUAACUGAAGAAUGGCUUAAAAUUUCUUUGGAAACAAUUGACAAGUUGUAUGAAUCAAUACCUCGGAGAAUUCAGGCUGUAAUUGCCAAAAAAGGGGGACCUGCACUACACAAUGUUAAAUUAGUUUUUGUUGAUUUUUUUUUUAUGGUGUUUCCAUUAUUUUUGUCCAACCCCUGUCCAACGGA
Molecule: messenger RNA, 8450 nt
Organism: Corythoichthys intestinalis (scribbled pipefish)
Lineage: Eukaryota; Metazoa; Chordata; Actinopteri; Syngnathiformes; Syngnathidae
Gene: pcnx1
Product: pecanex 1
Exons: 35
Coding region: 255-7100 (2281 amino acids)
Cellular component (GO): membrane
Source: RefSeq, a predicted model, not a curated record